AUGUCCCGCCUCCUCCUCCGUACUCCCCGCCUCACUGCUUCCGCACUAGGUCUCACCUCCUACACCUCCUACAGCCUCCUCCAAUCGCACCGCUUUCCCGCUCGCUUGGAUUCACUCUCGUCGCCGCUGUCGAAGAAUGGAAGUGCGAAUGCGCCGAUUAUUAAGAAGGGGGGUGGCUUGGAUUCGAAGACUGUGAGUCAGAUUAGUAGUGGGAGUAUUGUUGGACUAGGAGCCGGUCUAGCUGUUAGUACAUUUUCGCGUUCCCUCGCGCUGAUAAUCGGGUUAAUGGUCGUGGGGAUACAAUGGGCCUCUUCCCACGGCCUCGACAUCGUCCCUACAGAUCGUAUUCAGCGCUAUAUCAAACAUGUGAAUUUGCGCUCCCUCAUGGAAGAAAACGUCGCGUUUAAAGUUUCUUUUGGUACCACGUUUGCUAUGGCUGCUUUUAUGCGAUUUUAG
Botrytis deweyae is the source of this 456-nucleotide messenger RNA. RefSeq lists its product as uncharacterized. Lineage: Eukaryota; Fungi; Ascomycota; Leotiomycetes; Helotiales; Sclerotiniaceae. The record is from RefSeq and is a predicted model, not a curated record. Bases 1 to 456 code for a protein of 151 amino acids. The transcript has 3 exons.